GUGGUGCUGAACGCGCCUCGCGCCUCUUACAGUUGAGUACAGGACCCGGGCUAGCAGAGCAUCACUCAUCUCACUAUCCUCCAUCUCAUUCGCCUCUGACCUACUUCCGCUCUAAUCACCACUCCUGAACCGUGAGAGCCGCUAUGCCGAAUUAACGAGAGCUGUUUGGGCUUGAUGGGCAGGAUGGCUUCUCUGCGCGCGCUGCUCCUCGCCUUGCUGUCUGUCCACGCGCUCGCCGCUGCAUUCGCGGACAGGAAAUUCGGUUGUCUGUUUGAAGAUGAAGUAUGUGAGUCGUAUGAAGUCUGCAUCAAUGAUGGGGUUUUUGGUCAAUGUCAGAGUUAUCCAGGUUCAGUUCCCUACACUUAUGACGUGUCUCCAGCAGCUGUGCAGCGUUUAAGGAACGUUCUUCAGAAGCUGGCCCACAGAGGAUAUACUUGGCAGGAUGACACAACUCCGGAGGUAAUCUCAAAAGAGCUCUCACAACUGCCCAAGGUUCCUCUUGAAGGAUUUACAAACACCUUUUCUCGUUUCAAUGGCAAUUCCAGGAAGCUGAAAGAAGAAGUGAGCAGGACACUGCAGAGGUACCGUCAAGGUUUCCUGCCUUCUGAUGUUGCCUCCAAACAGAGUCCUCAAGGGCAGCAAGUGCUUUGGAAGUACAAGGGAGAUGGGUCCCGUAAUCAUAAGGGUGUAAUUCAGCUCAAAGAGAAGACUCCCUCGCCCCACAUCAUCUUCCUACAAGGCCAACCUGAUCUCCCGGCCAUUGUGGAACAGCCUCCCCCAGAUCGAUCAUACUUCACUGGUUUUGAGCAGGAUCGUACUGGAGUCCCUCUUGCUGAGCUUCAGCAGUAUUCUGCUACCAAAAUAGAAAAACUGCCAGGAGCUUCCAAGCAACCUCCAAAGCCCCAAAUCGAAAAAUUGUUUUUCAAAUCUUCAACAAGUAACCCUGCUUACAAGGAGGCCCUCAGUUCAGUAGAUGAGAAGUUCAUUGAUGGAGUGGUUAACCAGCUCGGACGUCAGAGCGCCAGUGUGGAUACUUUGACCCCAAAGGACCUGGACAAGCUCUCCAGGGUCAUCACCCAGGCCCUGCAGGUGGUGGAUGGAGUGGAAGGGGUCAAAGGUAGAGAAGCCACACAGGAUGAAGUGGAGGCAAAGAGAGAGCCCAGUCAAGGGUUACAUCAGAUGGAGAAAGCAGAUGACACCACACAUAAAGAAGCAGAAGAUACUGCCCUUAAAUCUGAUGACGAGGACAAAGGUUUUAUCAGCCAGCUGCUGGAGUUCCUGGAUCAUAACUCUGGCCCUGGGUCUGUGCAUCCUUCCCAAGCAGAAGAGCCUUUUCUGGGGUACGUCGACCAGCCAAAUGCCGGAAGCCCGUUGAGGGCUAGUUUGGAGAAUGUCCAGAGCCGGACAACACAAACAGAACUGGACCUGAUGAGGAAGAAAAUGGAACCUGACACUUUGGAGACAGAGCCACUGGUGGACGCUGAGGUUGAACAGUGGAUGCACAGUUCUCCGGAAGUGAAACCAGAGGUUCAACCAGGAAAAGAGCCACAAAGAAAUUCCAUGGAGAAAGAGGAGGUGGAAAAGAAGGGUGUGAGAGUGGAAGUGAAUGUUGCAGCGUAUUCAAGGCCACAUGAUGGAGACUUUGGCUACAUUAUUACUGAAGAUUCGCUGUCCACUGACCAGGGGCUGAGCCUCAUGGAGCUGUUAGCUGAGAGAGUCAGCCUUCAUGUAACAGAUUUUCUACAGCUCUCGUAA
Sinocyclocheilus anshuiensis is the source of this 1755-nucleotide messenger RNA. RefSeq names its product receptor-type tyrosine-protein phosphatase N2-like. Gene Ontology annotation, cellular component: synapse; secretory granule. NCBI's taxonomy places the organism in Eukaryota, Metazoa, Chordata, Actinopteri, Cypriniformes, Cyprinidae. The record is from RefSeq and is a predicted model, not a curated record. Bases 175 to 1755 code for a protein of 526 amino acids. Gene Ontology annotation, biological process: insulin secretion involved in cellular response to glucose stimulus; regulation of secretion. The transcript has 10 exons.